AUGGACCCUAGCAUCAAGCUUACUUUAGAAGAUGGAGAUUUACUACAAAAUAUUGAGUUAUAUCGUCGCCUUGUUGGGAAGUUGCUUUAUCUCACAUUCACACGGCCAGAUAUAACUUAUGCAGAGCACAAAUUAUGUCAGUUUACUGCAUCUCCCCGCCAACCUCAUCUUCAAGCCGCUUAUAAAGUGCUUCAUUAUCUUAAGGGCACUGUUGGUCAAGGCCUAUUUUACUCUGCUCAAUCUGAUAUGAAGCUAUCUGUAUUUGCUGAUGCUGAUUGGGGCUCUUGUUCUGAUACGAGAAGGAGUGUUUCUGGUUUUGGUAUGUUUGUUGGGACCUCUCUCGUUGGUUGGAAAUCAAACAAACAGGACACUGUCUCCCACUCAUCUGCUGAGUCCGAAUACCGUGCGAUGGCUGAUGUUGUUCGCAAGACCAUGUGGUAUCGAUUUCUCCUUGAAGAUCUUUGGGUACACCUCUGCAGCAACUCCUCUGUACUGUGA
Messenger RNA from Brassica oleracea var. oleracea, 498 nucleotides. RefSeq lists its product as uncharacterized. Bases 1 to 498 code for a protein of 165 amino acids. The record is from RefSeq and is a predicted model, not a curated record. The transcript has a single exon. NCBI's taxonomy places the organism in Eukaryota, Viridiplantae, Streptophyta, Magnoliopsida, Brassicales, Brassicaceae.